AUGUCGGGGUCUAAUAAAUUGAGAGCUCUAAAAACUUGCGUACAGAGCAGGAAUGCAACAAUGUCUUUUUCCAUCCUCCUCACUCUGAUGACCGCCUGCAUGGACUGCAUGCCCACCACAUCCCCUGGUUACGCCGUCGUUGUUGACGCUGGCAGUUCUGGCACCCGAUGUUGGGUUUACAAGUUGACUCCGGUCGCUGGUAACAAACUGCCAAAAAUUGAAGCGCUAGGCAGCGAAAAAAGUCCUGGUGGCUUAGCAAAGUUGUACGUAAAGGACCUUAAUGUCGAGGGAAUUAAAAAUAAAAUAAAUGAUCUUUUGAAUUUUGCCAAGGGAAAAGUGCCAGCUGAUCAACAUUCAAAAUCGCCCAUCUAUUUCAUGGCCACUGCAGGGAUGCGUUCUUUAAAAGAGCUUGAAGCAAUACCUGUAUUCGAAAGUAUCAACCAACUGCUGAAUGACAAGACAAAAUGUCCAUUCAAAGUGGAAGUACCUGCACGAAUCCUUGCUGGUCAGGAAGAAGGAUUGUUCUCCUGGAUCACUGUUAACUACCGCCAAGGAAAUUUAGAUGGCUCAAGCUCAACAGGCAAAACCACCCGCGGCGUGUUGGAGUGUGGUGGAGCAUCCCUCCAAAUAGCAUUUGUACCUCAGGCUCAGAUACUUGACAGCGCUUACUACUUCAAGUUUUACACCAAUACAUUCCUCAUCUAUGCACACAGUUUCAUGAAUUAUGGUCAGGAUGCUGUCGUUGACAACCUAGAAAAAGGUGCUCUGAAUGCCUCUGGGACAGCUGAUCCAGUUACUGACCCAUGCAAAAUGAAAAAUUUUAAUGAGAAAAAAAAAGAUACAGACACUAAAAACUGGAAGGGUACCGGUGAUAUCAAUGGUUGCGAAGUGGCAGUCAAGAAACUUUUUAGAGCUAAUGAUUUUUGUAGUCCGGAACCAUGCACAGUCAACAAUGUCUAUCAACCAUCCAUACCAAAAGACAUGAAUUUCGUCAGUAUUGGAGCAUUUUACAACACGUUUAAGGAUAUUGGUGUGGUCUUAGACAAACCAUUCAAAGUACCAGUUGUAAAAGAAAAAGCAAGGGAGUACUGCUCACAGGACUAUACUGUGUUCAAAACCACACACGAAUUGGAUAAGCCAGAAAAUAAGGGUAAGAAAGUUUUCAUGAUGGAUGCUUGCACAAUGGCAGUGUACUUCUCCGUCCUGCUGAGUGAUGCCUUCAAAUUUCCAGACGGUACCGAACAAAUUACUCCUGUCAAACAGAUCCAGGGCGUCGAUAUUGAUUGGACAGUAGGUGCUCUUAUUUACGAAACUGAGCACGGAUCAGGCCAGAGACAGUCAGGAGGUGGAAGUGGGGAUGGUGGUGGCGGCGGCGGCGGUGGUGGUGGCGGUGAUGGGGGUGGAAGUGGAGGUGGGAAGAGACCCGAUAAACCAUGCCCUGGCGGGGCUUCACCCAUUAUUUUGAAGAAUUUUGAACUUUUUGUACCGGUUGUCAUGUCUUCGUUGCUGUCAUCAUUGUUGUCAUAUUUAUAA
Helobdella robusta is the source of this 1533-nucleotide messenger RNA. RefSeq lists its product as hypothetical. Bases 1 to 1533 code for a protein of 510 amino acids. Gene Ontology annotation, cellular component: membrane. NCBI's taxonomy places the organism in Eukaryota, Metazoa, Annelida, Clitellata, Rhynchobdellida, Glossiphoniidae. The transcript has 7 exons. The record is from RefSeq and is a predicted model, not a curated record. Gene Ontology annotation, molecular function: GDP phosphatase activity; UDP phosphatase activity. Gene Ontology annotation, biological process: nucleoside diphosphate catabolic process.